Messenger RNA from Phytophthora nicotianae INRA-310, 405 nucleotides. RefSeq lists its product as hypothetical. The record is from RefSeq and is a predicted model, not a curated record. Bases 1 to 405 code for a protein of 134 amino acids. The transcript has a single exon. Lineage: Eukaryota; Oomycota; Peronosporomycetes; Peronosporales; Peronosporaceae.
AUGACAAAAGUUUGGAAGAACAAGCCGAAGUCCAAGCGUCAAAAGAUUGCUUCGUGCUCGCCGACUUCCGUUCGUUCCCGCUCCAGCCAGGUUUCGCGCCGCUCAAUGUCUCGGCCGCCUGCGCGUUCGCCUUCAGUGGCCCAUGCCAAGUCGCCUGAGAGUCGCCUGAGGUCUCGUUCGUAUUCGAUGUCAAGUCAUCCGACCGCGUCUACAUCUCCAACGUCCGUUCUUGCCACUCCUCCAAAGGCUGAGCCUUCGAAGGACGACCAACCUCCGGCGGUCGUGGACUUAACGCGAGAUGAGAGUGACGAAGACAUGGAAGAGGAACCGGCUGCGGUUCCGACGAACUCCGAGGGCACGGAGGUGACUCGCCAAGCUUCGUCGACUCCUCCAGGAACUCCCUAG